Messenger RNA from Mercenaria mercenaria, 1865 nucleotides. RefSeq names its product universal stress protein YxiE-like. NCBI's taxonomy places the organism in Eukaryota, Metazoa, Mollusca, Bivalvia, Venerida, Veneridae. The record is from RefSeq and is a predicted model, not a curated record. The transcript is spliced from 4 exons. The coding region runs from base 169 to 639 and encodes 156 amino acids.
ACUAUUUCGUUUAAACUUCUCAUACAACCACAUCGGCAGACGACAUAAGACGCAGACGAAUUGUAAACAACUUGUUCUCAUAGUUAAUUCAUAGAUUUAGGGGGAAUUUUGUAUUUUGCCAAUCACGGCAGAAUUAAAUUUUGUGAACGAUAAUUUGGAUCAAGGAUCAUGGCAUCGUCAGAAGGAAAACGUAAGCUGGUAGUUGCAAUUGACGACAGUGUAUAUGCCGAACAAGCUUUUGAUUAUUAUGUCGAAAACUUAAGGAGAGACAAUGAUUAUGUUUGCUUCUUACACUGUCCUGAGUUGUACGAGCUGUCAGGGGCAAGUCCUGCCGUGGUUGAUAGACUACUGAACGAGGCACGAGAUAAAGUGAAAUCGCUAGAAGAGAAGUACAAAGAGAAACUUAAGGAAGCCAAUCUACCUGGAAAAUUUCGCACGGGUCAAGGAAAACCGGGUGAUGUUGUUUGCCAGUUAGCACACGAGGAAAACGCCGCCUUUAUUGUAAUAGGCUCACGUGGGCUAGGCAAGAUACGUAGAGCUCUCCUCGGUUCCGUGAGCGACCGAGUCGUGCACCAUUCUCCGAUUCCAGUUCUCGUCUGCAGACAUCCUGAGCAAGACAAGCAUCAGAAAAAAGCCUAAAAUGGACCUUUCAGUGCAAAGAGACUUAUUUGUCUUUUAUAUGAUUAUUGCACACAAGAAAAACUAUUAUUUGCUUGUAAACCAGUCUAACUGGCCAUAUUAUAGACCUUGCUUUCCCCCUUUUGGUCCAUAUCCAUCCUAAAUUUCCAGAAGGAAGAUGAUGGUGAUUUCUUGAUCCUUUCAUCUGGUGUUGAAAUUUCGUCUUUUUUACCCCCUUAAACAAUGUUUAAACAUUGCCUUCUCUUGAAAGUUCAGCUAAAAUGAGCAUAGAUAAAUAUGAUACAUCUAUUUUCAAACCGGACAUUUCCUAUUUCGUGUCAUAAGCCGUAGUUUUUUUUUUCACUAUCGAUUCUUAGAGUUUUAGAUACAAAUAUCUCGUUCAUUUGUUUAGUUUCUUUAGCACACAAUCUGAAACAUAGAUUUUGCUAACUGACAGUAAAAAUGUCUUUGCCAUUAAGCACAGGUAGCUGAACAAUAUUUUCUAAAGUGGACAAAAAAGGUGACUAUAGUCAUUAAUUCGUACCUUAUAUGUAUCGUAUAUAGUAUAUACAGUAUGUAGUAUGUUAUAACCCCCUACCCCACCCUCUUGUCCUUUAAAGGUGAUAAUCGACAAUUUCCAUGCGAUGACAUAUUUCUGAAGAAUACGUAAUUAUGUCAUCUUUGCAAUUCAUUAAAAGACUUUUAUCAAGCGUCAGUCGAAGUCUUGUUGAGAAUUUGAAAUUACGACCUUCUCUUGGACUCUUAGAAAAUAUAAUAUUGCUGUUUAAUGUUAUAUUUAUGCUGUUUAUAUUUUGCUAGUUCCCACAAAACAUAUAAAACAUUACUAAAAGACUUCUCAACAGGACAUUAGCUUAAAAGCUAGUAUAUUUUAUCGUGAAAGCUCACACAUUCAUUGGAAUAGCUAGAAAUAAAGGUCGCUAUAAAGUGAAAGAAAAAAGCUGUUUACUGAGCGCAAUGCAAAAAUGCGCAAAUUAUUGCAUGUCCACACGCAUUUAGUGUAUAAUAUGUAUAAUAAUCCGACUAAAGGUUAAGGUUAGGAUUACCAUGAUUUCAAAAUAUAUACAUUAAAGAUACUUAUAAUUCAAAUUGAUUGAAUCCGGUAUAUACCCGAGUCUGUAAUUUAUCACAGGCGCUCCAGGGAUUUUUUAGUCACAGUCUUUUAUAAAUUGUCUAGGGCGUAUUCCAUGUUUUGUAUUCCUCCUUGUAAAAUAAAAAAGAGAAAUAAA